AUGAUCUCUUUACUAAUCUUGCCUGAUGAGUUCUCCUUGUACCAAUUCGACCGAGAUCACCGACCCAGUGCGACGUGGUUUGAUACGUUGCCAUGGUAUACUAUUUCCAAAACCACAGCUGAAGUGUCCGUGGUAUGUCCAACCAACGCUGCAGCAAGUGUAGCUGCCGAAGCCAACAAGACCGAGGGUGGAUGGCGUUGUUUCCAGGUGGAUGCACAAAUGGAUUUUGGUCUUGUGGGUAUCUUGGCAAGCAUUGUUGAUCCUUUGCGUGAUAACAAGAUUCCUGUUUUCGUUGUGAGUACCUAUGAUACCGAUUACAUCCUCGUCAAACAAGAAACAUUGGAAAAGGCAAUGGGAGUGCUCAACAAGGAAAAGGAGAUUGUCAUCAAGCCUGGUGAAUCCGUUUUAUCAAAGUAA
Molecule: messenger RNA, 417 nt
Organism: Lichtheimia ornata
Lineage: Eukaryota; Fungi; Mucoromycota; Mucoromycetes; Mucorales; Lichtheimiaceae
Exons: 1
Coding region: 1-417 (138 amino acids)
Biological process (GO): cellular response to L-arginine; regulation of intracellular signal transduction
Cellular component (GO): cytosol
Source: RefSeq, a predicted model, not a curated record